CUGUCCAUCACUUUGGUCGAGGUUCAUCCUGGCUCCAGAACUUUUGUGGAUCAUCUCUGUAUUUCUUUGUGAAUUCCAUUCUGGCUUUCUAAUUCUUACUGCUGAUGAGUGGUUUACAUCUUGUGGUAUGACCUCUACAUCUUCAAGUUUUCUUCGAAAGGUGGAUUGUGAUACCUUCACCCCUACCCUGUGGAGGUUGUUGGUCACUAACUGAUGUUUUUGGGGGGUUUUCACAGCUCUCAUAAUGUUUCUGACAGCUGUUGUUGUUUUCCUUGGCAGACCCAUUUGGUGUCUGUUGCUCAGUACACCGGUGGUUUCUUUCUUUUUCAGGACAUCCCAAAUUGUUGUAUUCGCUAUACCCAAUGCUUACGCACUGGAUCUGAUAGAUUUCUCAGCUUCAAAAUGACUUGCUUUUCUCCCAUCGACAGCUCUCUGUUCAUGUAGGUUUAUCCUUUUUAACAACAAAUAUAGUCUUCACAGGUGAAACCCAGGGCUCAAACCAAGAGGAGACAUUCAGAGAUGUUAAAUCUUUAAACAAAUCAGUUUAAAGAAUUAAUUUAACAGGGCACACCUGAGCAACAAAGAAACAUAUAUCACUCACAUGUUCCAAUAUUUUUGAUCACUUGUAAAAAUGGGUGGGUCCAAACAAAAGGUGGCAUGUUCUAAGUUGUUUAACACAUCUAUAUGUAAACAUGAGGAAAUUAAAGCCGAAAUUCUGAUCUAUUGUCUCAUAUUCAUCUUUUGAUCUCAAAACCCAAAUGUCUUCAAUGUGAAUUGAAAACAGUAGUAUUGGCCUUGUGUUCCAGUACUCUCCUUAAGCAUUCCUUGACAUGCAUAAGAAGCUUUUAUCUUUUAUAUUUCUGUCCACACGUCAGUUCAGCCUAUUUGCUGUGUGUACAGUAACUGUGUUUACUUUCAUUACACUUCCAGUAGCACAGAUACAGUAUGAGAGUAUAACUGGAGUACCUGUUACUCAGCUACAGUACUCACUACUGCACACUGAACUGUUAGAUCAGGUUACGGUUCACUCUCAGGGGAAAAACUAGAGACGCACCGAUACUAAAUUUCUCAGCCGAUACCGAUAAGCGAUUAUUCAGAGCGAUAUCGGCCGAUACCGAUAACCGGUAAGAUAGUUCUGCCUUUUAUGCCUUCUUAUAAAUGAAUAAUAAUUAAAAGAAUUCUGAAAGAAAUGCAAAUAAAGACUUUAUUCUCUCCAAUUCAACGAGUUGUUUCACAGUAACUGGUCUCACAUACAUAAAACACAUUAAUGAUCAUUUCUCUAAAAUGACAAAUCUACAGGAAUUUCUCUACAUUAGGUCAACCAAAUGCCACGAGCAGCCUAAAUAAAGGUCAUAAAUAAAGGAUUUUAAAUAAAGGAAAGUUGUUUACCUUAUAUGGUGAUUUGUGGGCAUUUCUUUAUGCAAAUGAGUCUUCAGAGCAGUAUCAGAGUAAAGCAGGGGUUCCCAAACUUUUCCAGGGCAAGGCCCCCCAAAUGGCAUUAACAUUUCACCGAGGCCCCCCCUUUUGCAAGAUGUCUUUAAAACACAUUAAAAAUACAGACUUCUGAAUAUAUCCCCCUUUUUUAUUAAUAAUUUCUUCUUACAUCUUCACAUUACAAUACAUUAGGAAUUGAUUGUGUGUGUGUGUUUGUGUGUUUGUGUGUGUGUGUGUGUGUGUGUGUGUGUGUGUGUGUGUGUGUGUGUGGUUGUUUGAGAGUGAGAAUUUAUUUUUCACACCAAAUUGUUGAGGCCCCCCGGGCGCCCCCUGGUGGCCCCCACUUUGAAAACCACUGGAGUAAAGCACGUGCUCACUGGCGCUUCCUAUACACAAAUGUAGAACUUUGAUUAAAAAUUUAAAAAGAGCCCCCUGGUGGUAGAACAUUUAUUAUGAGAGUGAAGCUUCUUCAGAAUCUUUCAGCCCGCCCCCAUCUCUCUCUCUCUCUCUCUCUCUCUCUCUCUCUCUCUCUCUCCUGCUUCGUAAUGAAAGUGAAAGAGACUUCCUCAUAGAGACAGGACAAGAAAGAAGCAGUUCCGAGAAUCUACAAAGAUCAGUCAAUCAUGAAAAGACACGUCUCGGGCCAGACAGCAGAGCCAGAUGGAUUCACAAAGCGGCUCAAAGGAACCUCAGCAGCAGAAAGACCAAACUCACCUGCUCCCAGCUGUGUGUCCAUGAAGAGUGAUGUGUCCAGGGAGAUGGUUAUCAAUUUCAGCCGAGGGGAAAAGAGCAGUGGAAAAAGGUCUGAAAGUGAAAGAGACUUCCUCAUAGAGACAGGACAAGAAAGAAGCAGCUCCGAGAAUCUACAAAGAUCAGCAGAAAGACCGAACUCACCUGCUCCCACCUGUCUGUCCAUGAAGAGUGAUGCGUCCAUGGAUUUUCUUCACCAGUUCAGCCGAGGGAAAAACAGCAGUGGAAAAAGUGUCGAGAUAGAAAGACCACACUCACCGUCACCUAGCUAUGUCUCUGUGGAGAGUGAAAAGUCAGUAGAACUCAACCAGGACGAUGGGGAAGCUUUUCUACGUUUGCACCCAUCAGCCACUGUAUCGGCGACGUACGCACCACAAGAGCCGAAACUCUGCCUGCAGCACCGCAUGCCUCGGGAAAUUUACUGCAAGACAGAUGAGACCCUGAUGUGUAAACAGUGUGCAACUGUGGAGCAUCGAGGACACGACAAGUGCUACACACAGGGCGCUAGGGCCCUGCUGGAGCUGGACCCAUUGUCUUUACUUGAGCAAACACUGAACCAUGUAGACACAAAAAACUUCAUGUGGUAUCUUUGCCAAAAUUACCCAGAAUGCUUUGAGACUCCUCAGGUGAAUUGUGAUAUCCAGGAGGCAUCUAAACUCAUUCUGGAGAGAUUUGGCUCAGAUGCAGCUCCAAAGAUUGCGCUAAAGGUCAUGUUGGAGUUAGCGAAAAGUCAUAAGACCAUCCAAGAUCAUGUCAGAGCUAACCUAAAGGAUCAUCUUAGAUUUAAAUUCCAGAGCAUACGUGAAGGAAAUGCUCAGCAGGGGAACCAGACUCUUCUAAAAGACAUCUUCACCGAGCUUCUCAUUACCGAAGGAGGAGGGGAUGGAGCUGUCAAUAAAGAACAUGAGAUCAGACAGAUCGAGGAUGCGUGCAAGAACAAGGGAAUGGAAGAGAUUGUGAUCAAAUGCAACGAUAUCUUUCAACCUUUACCCGGACAGAACAAACGCAUUCGGACCGUGCUAACCAAGGGCAUCGCUGGGAUCGGGAAAACUGUGUCUGUACAGAAAUUCAUCUUGGACUGGGCAGAAGGAAAUGCGAACCAGGAUAUCCAAUACAUCUUCCCACUUCCUUUCCGCGAUCUGAAUUUGAAGGGAAAUGAUGAGUAUAGUGUGAUGCAGCUUCUUCAUCUGUACUUUCCAGAACUUAAAGAACUCAAAACUCUAAGGAGCGAGGAAGUGAAAACCGUGUUCAUCUUUGACGGCCUGGACGAGUGUCGACUUCCCCUGGAUUUCACGAACAACGAAAUGUGCUCCGACCUGACAAAGAAAAUCUCGGUGGAUGUCCUGCUGACAAACCUCAUUCAGGGAAAUAUACUUCCCUCUGCUCUUCUCUGGGUUACCUCUCGACCAGCAGCGGCCAAUCGGAUCCCUCCCGAGUGCGUUGACCAGGUUACCGAGGUCCGAGGCUUUAACGACUCGGAGAAAGAGGUGUACUUCAAAAAGAGGUUCGAUGAUCAAGGCCUCGCUGAUAAAAUCAUUAAACACAUAAAGUCUUCAAGGAGCCUCCACAUUAUGUGCCAUAUCCCUGUCUUCUGCUGGAUAUCUGCCACGGUUCUGGACAAGAUGUUGGACAAAUCAGACACGGAAGUACCUAAAACUCUGACCCAGAUGUACACCCACUUUCUUCUCAUCCAGACACAUUUGAAAAACAAGAAAUACCACGGAUUGAUUCAGGACAACAUGGACCUGCCCGAAUCUGACAAAGAGAUGAUCUUCAAACUGGCCAAGCUAGCGUUUCUGCAGUUAAAGAAAGAAAAUCUGAUUUUCUACGAAAAUGAUUUGACCGAAUGCGACAUCGACGUUAGCAAAGCGACCGAGUACUCUGCAAUCUGCACAGAAAUUUUCAAAGAGGAGUCCGGAUUGUACCGAGAGAAGGUCUUCUGCUUUGUACAUCUGAGCAUUCAGGAGCACUUAGCUGCUGUCUAUGUGCAUCUUCAAUUUACAGACAGCCACAUAAACGUACUCCAAGAAGACACCGAGAAUCAGAGUGACACGGUAAAGAUGUCAGAUUUGCACAAGAGCGCUGUGGAUAGAGCGUUGAAGAGCGAGAACGGACACUUUGACCUUUUCCUGCGCUUUCUUCUCGGCCUCUCGCUCGACUCCAAUCGGGCUCUUUUGAGAAGCGUGCUCCCGAACCCGUGUUUGGAGAGUUUGGAAGAAACAGUGGACUACAUCAAGGAGAAGAUCAGAAAGGAGUCGUCGGCAGAAAGGACUAUCAACCUGUUCCACUGUCUGAAUGAACUGCAUUACAACUCGUUGGUGGAAGAAAUCCGUAGUUUCCUGAGAUCAGGCACGCAGUCAGAGACGGAGCUUAAACCAGACCAGUGCUCAGCUUUGGCCUAUGUGCUGCUAACGUCAGAGGAGGUGAUGAAUGAAUUUGACUUGAAGAUGUGUAACACGUCUCCUGAGGGAUAUCGGAGACUGUUACCAGUUGUCAAGACUUCGAGACGAGCCAGUCUUGCUGGCGUCAACCUCACAGACGAAUCCUGUGAGACCCUGGCUUCCAUUCUCCAGUCUGCUAACUCACACCUGGUAGAACUGGACCUCAGCUUUAACAGUUUGGGAGAUUUAGGAGUGAAACUUCUCUGUAGCGGCCUCUCAAAUCCACACAGCAAACUGGAGAAGCUGACUCUCAGUCACAACGAGCUCGAACAUAUAGGAGUGAAGCUGCUGUGCGACUGUCUGAUGAGUCCACACUGUAAACUGCAGACUCUCGGAUUGGCUGGCACAAACUUCGCAGAACAAUCUUGCGAAUUAAUGGCCUCAGUUUUCCAAUCUGCUAACUCGCACCUGAAGGAGCUCGACCUCGGCUGCAAUAACAUGAAAGACUCCGGAGUGAAGCUUCUCUCUGCUGGACUGAUUAGUCUGCAGUGUAAACUGGAGAAACUCAGGUUGGACAGAUGUGACCUCAGCCAUGAAUCAUGUGAAGCCUUGAAAACGGUUCUUCAGUCACCCAACUCGCGCUUGAGACAGCUGGAUCUCAGCUACAACAAGCUAGGAGACUCUGGAGUGCAACAGCUCUGUGAUGGACUAACACAUCCAAACUGUAAACUGGAGUUACUGGAUCUGAGCUACAACAACCUCGGCCACUCCGGAGUAGAACUUCUCUCUACUGGACUGAUGGAUCCAGACUGUAAACUCAAGAGUAUAAGACUUGCUGAUGUCGGCAUCCCAGAUGAGACGUGUGAAACUCUGGCCUUGGCUCUACAGUCAGAAAAUACAUACCUCAGAGAGCUCGAUCUCAGCAACAAUUACAUUGGAGAUUCAGGAGUGAAACUGCUCUGUGCUGGAUUAUCCAGCCCAAACUGCUUCCUCGAAAAUCUCAGUCUGCGAUGGUGUAAUCUCACAGAACGGUCCUGUUCUAACCUGGCCUUGGUUCUGAGUUCCCACACUCGUUUGACAGAACUGGAGCUGAGAGACAACGAUGUGCAAGAUUCAGGGCUGAAGCUGCUUUGCGCUGGUCUUCAGGAUCCAGGAUGCUCACUGCAGAAACUGGGUCUUUCAGGGUGUUGUGUUACAGAAGACGGCUGCUCCGCUCUAGUUUCAGCUUUAAGCUCAGAUCACUCACAGCUCAAAGAGCUCGACCUCAGCUACAAUCAUCCGGGAGAGUCAGGAGUGAGACAGCUGUCUGCUGUACGAGAUAAUCCACGCUUUAACCUGGAGAAACUGAGUGUGGACCACUGUGGGGAGUGCAGGAUCAAACCAGGACUAAAGAAAUACGCCUGUGAGAUCACCCUGGACCCAAACACAGCACACAGAACGCUUUCUCUGAGUGGUGACAAAAAGGUGACAAUGACCAAAGGUGAGCAGCCAUAUCCGGACCACCCAGAUCGGUUUGAGUAUUACGCCGAGGUUUUGUGCAGACAGACCCUGAGCGGUGCUCGCUUCUACUGGGAAACAGAGUGGACUGGCAAUGUUGUUUACAUAGGAGUUACUUACAAAGGUAUCAACAGAAAAGGUCGUGGCAGAGACUGCAAACUGGGGAUGAAUAAUAAAUCCUGGAUUCUUUUCUGUUCUAAUGAUUAUGGCUAUUAUGUCAGUUACAAUAACAAGGAGACAGUGGUACCUAUGCCACCGAAUCCCUCCAGAAGAAUGGGUAUCUAUUUAGACUGGCAGGCUGGUACACUCUCCUAUUUUAUCAUCUCGUCUGAUAGGGUGUAUCACACGUACACAUUUCACACAACAUUCACUGAGGCCCUGUAUCCAGGCAUCCGGGUCUAUAACUACGAUGACACAGUGACGCUGUGUGAGCUCGAAUAAAACAAGAGCAUUCACUUGAAUUUACUGUAGAGUACGUCUACAUACUGAAUGUAUUCAGGAUUUUAUCCACCAGUCAAAACAUGCACACCAUGUAUUUACCCUUCUACGAACCAUUUAUGUUCUUGAUUUAUCUUGAUGUGGCCUGAUUGUAUGGCCGCAAGCCAUUAUUAGCUUUGUCAUUUUUAUAUUGAACUUGUAUUCAACAUACUUUUACUCAACAAGAUUUAUCCUGAAUAUUUUGCCUUGAUAUAUUUCUGUAAAUCUGCUUUGGGACAAUGUCCAUUGUUAAAAGUGCUGUACAAAUCAAACUGAAUUGAAUUGAAAGAUUUCACUUUUAAUCUUUUAAAAUGGAAUAAUUAAUAAUGUAUCUAUGACCCAUUAAUUUAUUCAGAAUAUUAGGCGAUUUUGUUAAUUAUAUUUAUAACUUUGUCAGUCCUGUACUGUAUGUGUGUAUUUGCUGUCCAUGGAAUACAUCUUUGAUGCAUUUUCAUCAGUAUACUGUGUGUUUGUCGUUGUUAGUAUCUUAAAACUUGACUGUUUUUAUGCAGAAUAAAAUAUGUCACUUAAAAGGCUCGUUUUC
Molecule: messenger RNA, 7083 nt
Organism: Ictalurus punctatus (channel catfish)
Lineage: Eukaryota; Metazoa; Chordata; Actinopteri; Siluriformes; Ictaluridae
Product: NACHT, LRR and PYD domains-containing protein 12
Exons: 15
Coding region: 2058-6503 (1481 amino acids)
Molecular function (GO): protein binding; zinc ion binding
Source: RefSeq, a predicted model, not a curated record